Molecule: messenger RNA, 3264 nt
Organism: Bipolaris victoriae FI3
Lineage: Eukaryota; Fungi; Ascomycota; Dothideomycetes; Pleosporales; Pleosporaceae
Exons: 1
Biological process (GO): amino acid activation for nonribosomal peptide biosynthetic process; secondary metabolite biosynthetic process
Cellular component (GO): cytoplasm
Molecular function (GO): phosphopantetheine binding; catalytic activity
Source: RefSeq, a predicted model, not a curated record
GCAGAACGCACCUUCAUUCUCUCAUCGAUUGCAAAGGCCUUGGACGUACCGGCGGAAAGCAUCGACACAUCAAAAUGUUUCAUUGGGCUCGGAGGCCAUUCACUGUCGGCGGUCGAGGUGCAACACGCAUGCAAGGCCGUGGUGUCCAAACCUCCAACAGUUUUUACGCUACUCACAUCACCUUCUAUCGAAGCGCUGCUGCCAGGUGAUGGUCCGCGCACAAGGGAGGCCCCUGCCAAGCACGAGCUUAUUUCCAGUUCAACAGUGACCGAAUAUUCACAACCAUCAACAACACCGUCGUCAUUAUCAUCUCUGUCACAGUCGCCAUCUCGUUCGCUGUCUGGCUGUUCUAGUGUCCCAGACGGCGAGAAUGUAGAGGAUGCUUUGCCAUCAGAGCAAUCAGGGAUCAAACCACUAUCAAUCUCGAAUGAAGAGUCAGCCCCGGCAACUGGUCUGCAAGCAGCGUUCAUCCAUAGCGGGCAAAGCACAAUACACUAUUUUGAAACAUGGAGCCUCGAAGAUCUUCCCUUCAUAACGUAUGCCUGGAAGAGGGUGCUAGCUAUGGAACCAAUGUUCUCUACUAGGUUUGAAGAGGCGGGCCAGGGGAGAUAUGUCAUGUGCAAACGCAAGUUUGAGUGCCCAUGGACACAAGUAGUAACUUUUGAUCGUACGACAUACGAAGAAGAACUGGCGCGAAGAGAGGGACAGGUACAGCCGACGUUUGUAUUCAAGACCGUCGUGUUUAAAGGAGUCGGUAGCAAGAGCAGCAGCGGCAGACGUCGUGAGAGUGAAGCUACCAUUAUACUAUCUAUCCAUCAUGCUCUAUUGGAUGGGUUUGCCAUGGAACGUCUCGCGGUCAAGGUGCGGAGGGUAGCAGCGGGAGAAGUGGGAGUUGGGGCAGGAAAAUCGUUCUUGACGGCGGCCAAAGAGAUCGAAGCACUGGCCAAGGAACAGAGCGAAGCUGCGACUCGGUAUUGGCAAAGUUGUGUACGAGAGCACACAGGGGCAGCUACAGAGACUGGUUUGCAGAGACCGAAGGGACAAGUAGAAGCAGCAGCGGCAGCAACGAAAUGGCCGACCAUCCAAGGAAAGAAGCGCAACGAAGUCAACGUCAAUUUUGAGCACUUGAGUGAGCUGCUACGGGAGAAGUCCAGGGAGCUAGGCGUCACUGUGGCGGCCUUCUUCCAUGCAGCAUGGGCGGUCGUGCAAGCCACGUAUGCAGAUGUCAGUCAGGUCAAGUUUGGAACCAUUAUGAGUGGGCGAAACCUGCCCAUCGACGGCAUCGACACCGUCAUUGGCCCUAUUCUUAACUCACUGCCAUUCUACGCAAAUGUUGACGAGGCUAUAAUGACGGACGAGUUUGUACAGAACGUCUUCAACGGUUUGGUAGAACUCUCGUGCUAUCAAUGGAGUGCACCCGAGCACGGCUUGAAUCGCGACUUCGAGGCGGCCUUGUCCGUCACACGGGGCAUCGACAGGGCGGCUGCUGGCGAGGAAAUGCAGCCACUUCGACCCGUGCAGUACGACUUUGAGAGUAGCAUUCCACUCAGCCUAGCGCUCGAUGAGGCAAUGAUGAGCCUACGUGUGGUCUACCAUGCAGAUCGAUAUGCCGCAACGGCCGUUGAGGACAUGGCCAUGUGCUUUGCUACGGCAUUGGAGCGGCUUGCGCACUCAACGCCCAUGCAUGCGUGCAAGUCAGCGCUAGUAACAGUGCCCAUGCAGAUGCGGCUGCGAGUCUUGGGAAACUGCAUAUCUGGGUCGACGACACGGGCUGCGCAUAUGCACGAGGAUCUGGUAUCUAUGCUGGACGCGGCCGCGCGCACGCACGCAGAGGCGGUGGCAGUCGAGGUUGGCAACCGACGCAUCACGUACGCUGAGCUGCAUCGGCUCGCGGCUCGCACCGCCACGGCCUUGGGCGAGGCUGGGGUCAAGGCUGGCGAGGUUGUGUGCGUGCAUGCGGAUGGGAGUUUGGAAUGGAUCGUGGGCUUGCUCGGCGCACUGCAAGCCGACGCUGUCUUUUGCAGCUUGGAUGCCACUCUCCCCCACGAGCUUCGCCGCGACAUGUUCGGGACGGCCGGCGGCCGUGUCUUUGUCGUUGGUCAUGAGUGGCAGAGAGAGUUGAUGCCAGACGGGUGUGCCCACUUGGUGUGCCAGCAAUUGCUCCCUGCUGUCGCAGCUGCUCCCCACCAUGCAGACGACGGCGACGGAGAGGGCGACGGAGAACUCAAGUACAUGAACAAGCACACUCCCCGGCCGCUAGCCCCCGCGUACCUUUGCUUCACCUCUGGUUCCACUGGCCGUCCCAAGGGCGUCGUGUGCACCCACCAGGCCCUGAUCGCCUUCCAGGCUGACGUCGAGGUACGCCUUCACGCGAACCCGGGCGUCCGAAUCGCCCAAUUCAUGUCGCCCGCCUUCGACGGAAGCAUCCAUGAGAUCUUCUCUACCCUCUGCUAUGGGGCAACGCUCGUCCUGCGCGACCCGGCCACGUUGGCUGAUCCCUUCGACGUCCUGCGCCGAGUCAGUAGCGCCAUCAUGACGCCCUCGGUCGCCCGUUGCCUAUCGCCUGCAGAUUUUGCCAACCUCGAGACUGUUUACCUGGUCGGAGAGCAAGUCCCCCACCCUGUUGUCGACAAGUGGGCCACUGGCGGCCGCAAGCUAUACAACAUGUACGGUCCCACCGAGGGUACGGGUGGCGCAACCAUAACUCGGCUACGCCCCACACAACCCGUCACCAUUGGCCACCCUAAUCCAACGUCGCGCCUCUACAUCCUGGGACGCAACGGCUGCUUACUCCCACCGGGCGCCGUUGGCGAAAUCUACAUUGCUGGAGUGCAGAUUGCCCUGGGCUAUGCCAGCAUGCCUGAUCACACGGCUGCCCGCUUCGUGCCGGACACGAUAUGUCCCGGUCUGGGCGAAACCAUGUAUCAGACUGGCGACUACGGCUAUUGGGAUCACAACGGUCAUAUCGUCUGCCUUGGUCGGAGAGACCGCCAGCUCAAGCUGCGCGGCUUCAGGCUCGAUCUGGACGAUCUUGAGACCCGCAUUCUCAAGGCGCUGCCGCAUGUCAAAGCCGUCGCGCUUACAAGGUCUCAAAAAGGAGAUAGCCUCGUUGCUGUGAUUCAGCCGGCUACCUUGUCCCAAGAUGAAGUCAGGAAUGCCAUGUUGCAGAUCCUGCCCAAGCCAGCCGUGCCCUCUGCUAUUGCUUGCGUUGACGCCUUCCCUCUGACCCGUGCUGGCAAAGUCGAUUCGCAGGCAAUUGCAGCU